AUGCCUCUCUCGGAUAAUCAGGGUAUCCAUCCACCAGGAUUCAAAUUCUCAUAUCAUCCUCACUCUGCAUACGACUAUGGCCGACUACCAAACAUUUUGGAGGAGAUGAAUGCCGAUAAGUAUGCUUCAAAACGCACGCACAAUGUUUUUUGGCCGUUUUCAUCACAGAAGGAAUGGGAGCUGGCGAAAUUCUUGAUGGAAACACUCAAUCAGUCGCAGAUUGAUAAGUUCUUGAAACUUGCUUGGACCAAGGAUCCAUCAAAAUUGAGCUUCAGCUCUGCCUACCGUUUAACUUCGUUUAUAGAAGUACUGCCGACCGGACCUGUAUGGAAAAUGGAGGAAAUACAAGCUGAAAACUACAAGACAGCUAAGCCAAUGAUAUUGCUCUACAGGGACGGCCUGGAGGUUGUUAAGUCGCUGUUUGGGAACCCCGUUUUUGCCAGGCAUAUGAUGCUGGACCCCAAACGAGUAUGUGAUAGCCAGGGAGAACGCGAGUAUGGUGAGUGGAUGACAGGUGAUUAUGCAUGGGCUAUUCAGGAUCAACUUCCUCAAGGUUCCACUAUUGUAGGAAUUGUCGGUGCAUCCGACAAGACAACAGUUACUCGGGGAACAGGCGGCAUAGACAUGCACCCCACUUUCCUCACGCUAGCAAAUAUAGCUUCGGACGUGCAUAUGAAGGCAACGUCGCACUCUUGGCUAUGUACUGCUUUCCUCCCCGUUCCAACGUUUCUGGACUGUCGAACGGAAUAUCAAAGUGUUCUCUCUGAUCGUGUUUGGCACACGUGUAUGGAUAUCAUUAUGAAGAACCUCAAAGCAUCAGCUGCAACUGGUGUUUGGAUGUCCGAUCCUAAUGAUGCGAAGGUUAAGGGUCUAAGUGGAGUUCAUCAGCCGUUUUGGAGGGACUGGUCUCUAGCUGAUCCUAACAAGUUUCUCGUUCCCGAACUUUUGCACACUUGUCACAAAUUUUUCUUUGAUCAUGUGCUACUGUGGUGCAAAGAAGCAAUUGGAAAGGAUGAGUUAGAUGCGCGCUACAGGAGUUUACACUCACGAGUGGGAUUCAAACAUUUCGGGAGCGGUAUCUCGCACGUCAAACAAAUGACAGGUCGCGAACAUCGCGAAAUCCAGAGGACGAUCGUUGCGACGGCCGCUGGCGCUGUAGCCCCCAAAUUUCUACGAGCCGUCCGAGCACUUGUCGACUUCAUAUAUCAAGCUCAGUCUCCCAUUCAUACUCCAUCAUCUAUCACAGCCAUGGUCACCUCUCUAUCCGAAUUUCACGAUCAUAAGCAAGCGAUAUUGGACGCCGAGGCUCGUCGGGGCGCUUCUUCAACCAUCGACCACUUCAACAUCCCAAAGCUUGAGCUUUUACAGCACUUCGCUCGAGCCAUUCGGAAUAUGGGGGCCAUCAUGCAGUUCACAGCCGACGUGACCGAGCGCCUUUUAAUCACUCAUUGCAAACAUCCGUUUAGCGGUACGAAUGGCCGGCUCUUCUUCGAGAUACAGUGUGUUCGUAUUCUUGACCGUUUGGAAAAGGCAAGGAUGUUUCAUUUGUACGCAGUCUUGCGACACCGAAAAGCUUCUCUAAUAAAUUAUCUCGUGGCCGAGGAAAGCUCUCUUUUAGCUGAAGUAGAUCCCGAAUCAAGCUGGUUGUCCCAUACUCUACCCGAAGAAAAACGCGUCUUUAGUAUUCGGCCCAUGCGGAAUCAUUUCUUGAAGGGUAUCAGGUCUGUCGACGCGAAGACAGCAUUUCAUCUCACAAAGGAACCAGACAUGAAAUCUGUCUCGAUCAAGGAUGCCGCUGAGCAUUUCGCAUUGGACGAUCUACCAGGAGCCCUAGCCUACUACGCUCGAGGUUUGCGGCCUGGAGAUGGGUUUUCAGGACCGGACGACUACAACUUGCCAUUCACACACAUCCGAGUGUGGUACAAAUGCAAAAUACAGUUACAUUCGAUGUUCCGUUCGUAUCUCGUGAUGCCUGCGCAAACCAUUCAAGCCUACCCCCCCCUACCCAAGAUGCCGCUCGGAAAUUGCGAUACUGUGAGAUUGAGUGGCUUUGAUGGGCGUAGCUUCGCUUCUGCUCCUAUCCUACAAGUUCGAAUUAUAUUCCAGGCGAUUGCGCCGAAGAAGACCGUCCUUGAUCAGCACCUUUCGCCCGUCCUUGUAUACGCGCAAAAUUUUGGGUUUUCCGGGGGACGGAGGGAUUCGAAUGGUAGCGUUGCAGUUGAAGAAGAUGUUGAUAUGUACGUCGUCGAGCGGCUCUUUCACAACAGGAUCACAGCCAGCGGAGAAAGGCUUCGUAUGGGCAGUAUUUACCCAUUGAAUACGAUACAUUUACCCGUAGAUCUCAUACCGGUUUUUGGCGCCGUCAUGGAUCGAAACAUCACUGCCAGCAACUCUCUCGAGAUUCCCACUAUGUUCUACGUCAAUAAUUUUUCAGACAAGGAAACUUAUAAUACGUUUUUGACUGAAUUCACCGAAUGA
Molecule: messenger RNA, 2478 nt
Organism: Serpula lacrymans var. lacrymans S7.9
Lineage: Eukaryota; Fungi; Basidiomycota; Agaricomycetes; Boletales; Serpulaceae
Exons: 5
Coding region: 1-2478 (825 amino acids)
Source: RefSeq, a predicted model, not a curated record